Molecule: messenger RNA, 1061 nt
Organism: Eruca vesicaria subsp. sativa (arugula)
Lineage: Eukaryota; Viridiplantae; Streptophyta; Magnoliopsida; Brassicales; Brassicaceae
Source: the annotation of a GenBank genome assembly
GUACGAUGUACUAACAUAAAAACCGUUUUGUGUAAAUUCGCCUUUGCGUCUAAAACCUCACUCGAGUCGGUCACACCCGGCAACGAAAGAAGAGAUAUGCAGACGAGGAGACUUCCAGAGGACGACCUUGUCCCUCUUGUCAAGUUUCCUCCUCGCCACCGUCGCGAACCCCAGCUCUUUAUCGUGGACCCCACUCCCUCUCGCAAGAAGAAAACUUCAACGAGCCGUAAAUCCGUCGUCAAACGGCGGCAACCGUCGUCUCCUAAAAGAAAACGCAAUCUCGAUACGUGCUCUAACGAAACAGGGACAGGUAGAGAGAUUGUGUAUGUAGAACCUGUUCAGAGACACUUACUUGGAGAAAGACGCUUGUCUCGAAGUAUAACGUUUUAUGAAAGACGCAGAACCGAACAGGAUCAUCGCCGUGCUUCCAAGGAUUUCCUUUUGCCUCAAGGAUGGACUGUUAAAGAGGUUCAGAGGAGAAACUCAUCUCAUAUUGAUAAGUAUUACACUGAACAAGAAACGGGAAAGCGGUUCCGAUCCCUUGUUUCCAUUGAGAGGUACUUGAACGACGUUGCUUCGUUCUCUAAGGUGCAUUCUGAGCAAGUUCCGCUUUUGGCGAUUUGUGGUAUUGAAUAUGAUACCGUGGUUGUUGACCAAAAUCCACCAGAGAAAGUUAAAUCGGUACUUAAAGGUCCAGAGGGAGACAUGUUUAGAGCGCAUGUUAGCGAACGUCUCUAGCUCUGUCAAACAGACCUGGUCUAAGAGUUUUGUCUCAUUGAUCCCACACCAGUGAGUGUUAACCAUCUGAACCCUAGGUUUGGCGUUUUCUUGUGGCCGGUUUUGGUAUACUGUUAACAAGAUAGUGUCUCCAAGUUGUUCAUGUUUCGGUCUAGUUUAUAACUGACUGACCUGAAUCAUUGGUUUUUGCCAGAUUUUACAUGUCCAUAGUCGGUAGGAACCGGGUUUCGUGUAAUAUCGGUUAGGUCUAUGUGUUUUAAUCUAGAAAUGGUUAAUGAAAACUUACAACUUCGAUGGCAUAUUGUUUCUAUAACAUAUUAUUA